Molecule: messenger RNA, 6357 nt
Organism: Pimephales promelas (fathead minnow)
Lineage: Eukaryota; Metazoa; Chordata; Actinopteri; Cypriniformes; Leuciscidae
Source: RefSeq, a predicted model, not a curated record
GCGGCAGCAAUUGGAGGCAGAGCAUGAGCAGGCCCUGGUGUUCCUCAACUCCAGACAGCAGGAGAUCAGCCUUCUGCAGAAGUCUUUCUGCAGAAGUUGACGUAAGGAUAAGAAAAUGGUCUAAUGUGGAAGCAGUAAAUAUUCUGGCUGGGCUGGAUAAAAUCAGUGAUAGGAUCAUGGCUGCUUUCCUUUGUGUCUGCGGCCUUUCAGGAAGGAGCAGCGACAGGCAAACAAAGCAAUUAGAGCCGACAGCAGACACCGGAUCAGUGCAGAUCCCUGGGGAGCGGUUCAACAGAGCUUUCACCUCUCGAACAUACACAACACAGACAUAUAUGCACAAAUGACUUACUGAUACAAGUCUCAUCAUGGCAAUCAUAGCUUGUCUAUGUACAGUAUCUCUCAAUUUCCAGCUUGCCUACAAACACUCAGUUUUCACUGUAAUAUUACUCACUUUACUUAUGAUGAGUAACUGCUGUAAACUCUGACUCCCAUUUUUGCCCUUCAGAUACUGAAUUUCCCCUCUGGGAUCAAUAAAUAUGUCUGAAAUUAGAUGAAGUAGCUUUGCCAAAUAAAUCUUGGCAAAUCUUUCAGAAUCACUGUGAGAUUAUAAUGUCCUACUGACGUUGCAGUUACUUUCUGAGGUUUGAGUUUGUCGGGCUUUGAGUGAAUGGAAUUGCGUUUGUACUGCUAAACUAAAUGCGCUAUCUCUUAUUUUCAGGUUCAAGCUGAAACUGAAAAAGAGCGUGAAGAAGUGGUGCAUCUGCUAGAGAGCCAUAUGGACAAAAUGCAGGUCAAGGUUCAUGACUUAGAGCAGAAAUGCCGGACACGGAGUGAGCAGUGCAAUAUUUUGUCAAAAAAGCUGGAGAAAUAUCACCUGGGGUCAGACACUGAAGAUACGCUCCACAUUGACUCGCAGGAGAAAAACCUGAGCAACAGUUACAACAGCCUACAGCACCAGGCAGAAAAAAGUGAUGAGAGAUCUGAUGGAACUCCACUGGUCUCAGAAUUGCCCAUAGUACAGCAACACAAGAUUGACAAGCCAGAGCAGCUGUCGGUCAAACCCACCAUCCAAACCCAGAGUCGCUCCAGCAGCCCCAUGCAAGCAUCCCUCUCAGAGAUGGAUGAUGAGGUGAGACCAGCUCCAAGAACCAAGGCAAGAUACACAGGUCAGGUCCGCCUCUGCACUGCCCGCUACAGUUAUAAUCCCUAUGAUGGACCUAAUGAGCAUCCGGAAGCAGAGCUCCCUCUUGUGGCAGGAAAAUACUUGUACGUAUAUGGAGGCAUGGAUGAUGAUGGAUUUUAUGAAGGAGAGCUGUUGGAUGGGCAGCGUGGCCUGGUUCCCUCUAAUUUUGUGGAAUUUGUCCAGGACAAGGAAAAGCCAUCUAUCGAUGGAGAAGAGGAGCAGGGCAGGCUGGAGCAGAGCUGUCUGAGCCUGACUGCCAUAGAUGGAGCUGCUCCUCUAGACAGCCUUAGCAGUGAUGCCCUCGGCCACUGCAGCAACGGGACAGGCGCUCUGGACCGAGAGGAGCUGGGCGACAACAUCGUGCCUUACCCUAGGAAGAUCAACCUGAUCAAACAGCUGGCAAGAAGUGUGAUAGUGGCUUGGGAAGCGCCUCUGGUGCCCCUCGGUUGGGGCAACAUCAACGGCUACAAUAUCUUAGUGGAUGGGGAAGUGCGUUCCUCUGUGCCAUUUGGGGGCAGGACCAAACUGCUUCUUGAGAAGCUAGACUUGGCUGCUUGUACCUACCGUGUGUCGGUACAGAGCGUGACGGACAGGGGUCUUUCCGAUGAGUUGCGCUGCACCUUGCUGGUGGGCCGCAAUGUUGUGGUGGCCCCCACUUGCCUGCGCAUGGAUGACAUCUUGCGGGACUCCGCUGAACUUUCCUGGCUGCCCAGUAAUAGUAACUACUCACAUGUAGUGCACUUAGAUGGUGUGGAGCAUGCUGUGGUCAAGCCGUGCUCUUACAAACUGCGUUUUGUGAACCUGAAGGCUGCCACAGUGUACAAGGUAAAAGUGUUGGCCAAACCUCACCAGGUGCCCUGGCACAUGCCCCUGGAGCAGAGAGAGAAGAGAGAGGCUGGGGUGGAGUUCUGCACCCAGGCUGCAGGACCCCCUCUUCCUCCUCAAGAAGUCCAGGUCCAGUGUGGACAUGCCCCAGGGGUCCUUCAAGUGCGUUGGAAGCCUCCUCUAAUGACACCUAUGGGAUUCUCCAAUGGUGCAAGUGUCAUUGGCUAUGCAGUGUGCACUAAGGGUCAGAGGAUCGCCGAGGUGUUGUAUCCAAUGGCAGACUAUGUGGCAGUAGAGCUGAACCGUAUACAGUGCUUGGAGGCCCGUGAAGUUAUCGUCAGGACUUUAUCAGCACAAGGGGAAUCUCAAGACUCCCAUGUCGCCGUCAUUCCAAACCACCUGCUGGUGCCUCCUCCUAAAGCCCUCCCUCCUUCUCACCACAUGCAGUCCUCUCUCCCACCCCAGCAGUCCCAAACGAUGCCUCCACAUCCCCAAAUACGGUCCCUUCCACCUCACCCUGGAUCCCAACCACCCAGCCAUCUCCAACCCCUCACCAUUAGACCCAACCUGCCCCCAUCUCACCUCCAUCCACACCAUAUGCCCCAUCCCACACAGCCCUCUCCACCUCACCUCCAGCCUUUACAACCACACCCAAUCCCUCAAACUCAGCACACCAUGCAAAUGCCCCAGCCUCAAUCGUCCAUGCCCCAAUCCCAGCAGCCCAUGGCCAUGCCCCAACCCCAGCAGCCCAUGGCCAUGCCCCAACCCCAGCCGCCUAUACCUAUGCUCCAUCCCCAGCCAACUAUCCCGAUGCCCCAGCCUCACAUUCCUCAACUGGCCCUUCCCCAAUCCCAAAAACCACUAAGUGCCAGAGAGCUGGAAACCAAAGAGCCAGGGCCAGGAAUGAUUAAUCAUGGAGGGGGCCCACCUCAGCCAUGGGAGCCCGGCUGCUCCCCAUCAGGCAUGCCCGCAGGCCAGCAACAUGGACACACCCUGGAUGCCCCGGCCUGCCCGAACCGCCGUUCCCCGUCACCUCAAAGGAUCCUCCCUCAGCCAAGGGGUACACUUAUUCCUGACACUGUGGCCAAGGCUAUUGCCAGAGAGGCAGCCCAAAGAGUGGCUGCAGAGAGUGGACGGAUGGAGAGGAGAAGCCAGGGCUUUUACUCUCAAAAUUCAGAUGAGGAAGAGGAUGAGGAAAGCUAUCAGGCCCGCAGAAGUGGAGCAUCUGUGGAUGACUUCCUCAGGGGCUCAGAGCUGGGCAGGCAGUCUCAUUACAGUCACAGCGAGGAGUAUCAUACUGACAGCAGUCGAGGCUCGGACCUCUCAGACAUCAUGGAAGAAGACGAAGAGGAGUUGUAUUCUGAAAUGCAGCACGAAGAAGGCAGGCGACGAAACUCCCACAAUGCACUUAAGACUGGAGGCAGCACUCAGUCUUCGAGUCAGCUGGAUCGGGACUCAUACCGGAAGCCAUCUCACCGAGGUCCUCAACCUCAGCGCCGACCCCUCACGGUCCCAUCCAUUGAGAUAACCACUGAGAGUAACAGUGAAGGGAACCUCUCUCCCGUCAAGGAGGAUGUUUACUAUGGCAGUGUAGCACGGCACAGGACAUGUUCCUCCCGGAGGCACGGGGAACGCAGGCCUCCUUAUGAUGGAUACAGGGACCGAUGCCGGCGUUCUCCCCCAUACUAUGAUGAAUCUGAGCAGGAGGAGCAGUUUCGAAUCUUUGUGGCCCUCUUCGACUAUGACCCUCUCUCCAUGUCCCCUAACCCUGACGCAGCUGAUGAGGAACUCCCUUUUAAAGAGGGCCAGAUUAUAAAGGUGUAUGGCGAUAAGGAUAAUGAUGGCUUUUAUCGUGGGGAGAUCCGAGGCAGGUCUGGACUUAUUCCCUGUAACAUGGUGUCGGAAAUCCGUGCUGAGGAUGAUGAGACCAUGGAGCAGCUCAUGAAACAAGGAUUUCUCCCUCUCAAUACCCCUGUAGACAGAAUUGAACAAAAUAGGAGAGGUCGCCACCCAGUGGCCACAAGAAGAAUGGUUGCCUUGUACGACUACGACCCCAGAGAGAGCUCCCCAAAUGUGGAUGUUGAGGCUGAACUGACGUUCUGUGCUGGUGACAUCAUUGCUGUUUUUGGGGAUAUAGAUGAAGAUGGCUUCUAUUAUGGUGAGCUGAAUGGACAUCGGGGCUUGGUUCCAUCAAACUUUCUUGAAGAAGUGCCUGAUGACGUGGAGGUCUAUCUGACGGACACUCCCUCCCAGCACGGUCAGGACGAGCCCAAUCCGGUACCGGCUCUGCGCCCAGAGGCCAAACGGGUGCCUGUGGAAAGUACAGAGCCAGCUCCGGCCCCUGGAAGACCUGCCUCUCCCACUGUGCGUCCUUUGCUUCCUGUUGGCCCAGUCAGGGCGCUGAGCCCAGCCAGGGGUCCACGAGACCUGGCGUCUAAAAAGAAAAAAGGUCUGCUCUCUAAGGGGAAGAAACUGCUCCAAAAGUUCUCAAAGUAAAAGUAUGAGUUUGAUUUCAAAUUCAUAUGACUACAACAGCAUACAGAUUUCUAUCUCAAAAGGGAAACAGCCAAUCCCCGAUGUGUCAACACAAACUAGGAUUUAAAAAAAAAAAAAUUAAAUUAACAUGCCAUACACAUUAUGAAAUAAAUCUAAUAUCCAUAUGAAAAGGAAUGACGUAUAAAGGUGUCACUCACAUGUCAGUGAGUUUGCUAAUUGGCUGUCAGAAUAAAAGCAUCCAUCCAUACUGUGAUGGACAAAAAGAUGUUAUAUACAACGAAUUAGCCUACUUCCAUUGCUAUUUCCAUUUUUAAAAUCAAAGUGCUGGAUUUUGAGCUAAAUAUUUAAUCUCAGAUUUUAAUGUUAUGGUAUUGCAUUUAGUGAUGAAUAGAAAAACAGUUCAAAAAGCACUUCAAAUAUGGCCUGACGUUGUGUGUCAAAUAGCAUUCUAUGCUAACCUCCAGACCAUAUUAAGUGCAUUAGUCCGAAACACAAAAAGGACCACAAUAAAAUAACAUGUUUCCAUUUAAAAGCAUUUUAGAAAGAUGGGCAAUGUGCAAAAACGCAUUACUAACCAGGACAGUCUAUGAGCAAAUCCUUUUAAACAUUGCUGUGGCCUUCAACUCAGUAAGUACAGUAUAUUACCUACAUCUGAUGUCUAGAUACAUCAGCCUUUGCCAAGUAUUCUCUCUUUUGCUUGCUCCCUAUCCCGUGUUUACCACGAGAAUGACUCUGAAGUUCAAAAAAUACAAUGGAAAGUUUCUGUGUUUGCCUUUCAAAUCGCACAAUCUGUGUGUGUUUUGGUGAAUGGAGUGUGUCCCCUCUGCAUCCAUGUUCGUGCAACCCCUUAAACUUAAAAGGGACAAAUGUUGUUAUAAACUUUUGUGAUAAUGUGAUGUGCUGCUACUUACAAGUUGUUUUCUGUUCCUUUCUAAAGUCAAUAAGGGUGGUCCCAUCUUCUCAAGAAGAAACAUUUAAGCAAAUAUUGUGUCUUGGUGUCUACUUAAAGGGAUAGUUUGCCCCAAAAUGAAAAUUUUGUCAUUUUCUUACCCUCAAACCUUUAUGAGAACCUUUCUUCUGUUGAACACAACAUGAGAAAUUUUGAAGAAUAUUGGGACCUCAUACAGGUUUGGAACAACUGUGUAAGUAAAUGAUGGCAAAAAAAGUAGCUUUAGGUCUAGCAGGUAACGUUAGUCAGCUGACUCUCAGCUGAUCCACGUCUACCUAUAGGCAUACGACACCAAUCACUGUAUUAAUUUAUAAGCGCCUGCAGUAUUAUCAGCAGCUAUCAUGUUUCUCAGGAGCCAAUUCCUUCCUCGUCUCCAGUCUAGAUCCUCCUCUUGUCAGUCAGUAAUUCAAUCAGACUAAAUUCUUGAAUUAUGAUAUAUAUUAAAAUAUUGACAUUUAAUGAUAUCUGCAAUACAUUCAUGUUGGUUCUGUUUACCCUAAGAGGGGUUACUGCUGCUCUCCCUGCUCUCAUCCAUGCUAGGUUGCAUAGAUGUGAAUGGAGUUCCUUCCGUAUGCUACUGGCCAAUCGUAUUUGAUGAUAGUGGUCUUGACUGAAUUUUCAUUUGUAGUGAACUAUCCUUUAAAUUCCACUUUCUAAAGACUGGUUUCCAGAGAACAAGUUUUUUUUUUUUUUUUUUUUUUUUUUUUUUAUACAAUGUUAAAAGAUGAAAACGCCUGAACGCAUUCUGUGUGAAUGACCCUUGAAAGGUUUUUCACCCCAGAAUUAAAAUUCUGUCAUAACUUACUCAUUCUACUAACUGUAUGAAUUAAUUUUUUUCUGUGGAAAAUGAAAGAAUUUAGAGAAAUUAUUCUCGUUUUUCAUACAAUUAAAGUAGUUCACUUUA